Alternaria viburni is the source of this 1095-nucleotide messenger RNA. RefSeq lists its product as uncharacterized. The coding region runs from base 1 to 1095 and encodes 364 amino acids. The record is from RefSeq and is a predicted model, not a curated record. The transcript is spliced from 3 exons. NCBI's taxonomy places the organism in Eukaryota, Fungi, Ascomycota, Dothideomycetes, Pleosporales, Pleosporaceae.
AUGCCACCCAUGAUCAGAGACAAAACAUCGUUCGACGCGAUCGUCGACCCUACCUCUUCUCAGAACACCCUUUCACUCAAGCGAAUCUGGAGGAAAGCAAUGCCACGCGCAAAUCCUUCGGCGAAGCGGUCGCCUGAUGGGAUUUCCAAAAAGCGAAAGCUUGCAUUGUACUUGUUGCCGCGGCCUCCGAUCAAGUAUCUCGUCACAGACCUUGUCACAGACCCCAGGAACAGGAUAGCGAAUCCACACAGCGAGCAUGAGCAAGCUCUAUCGAAUGCGACUGAUCAAGAGCAAAAGGAGAAAUGGGACCCAGAAUCAUUUCUACACCAAGACGAGCAAGAACGGAACCUUAUCAAAGCCUGGAUCCACCUCGGUUCGCGUGGCCGUUCGCUUUACCGCGAGCGAUGCGACGAUAUACCUCUUCCUCAACACAUCCCUUCAAAUCUGUCAGUCUUCGAGAAGCGCCGCAAAGUGACAGAUUCAGGCGAAUGGAAUCGUGCUGCUGGUGCGAUAUGGAUUCGAACAUGGUAUGGCAAUGAAGCAUCUCAUAGGCAGAACCUGGGUGAAGAGAUUGUUACACGCGCAAGUGCCGACGAGGCAUAUUCCCGACUAUGGCAGAAAGUGACGUGCUGUCCGGAACACAACUACAACUUCGACAAAGAUUUGUUUGGGCCUUUUGUGUUCGACGACAACAAUGCCGCAUACGGAGUGGCGGCACAGGACGCCGAUGACGAGGUUGAGCUGAUGGAUGGUAUACCACCUUUCAUCUUAAGCGCUCUGGUCAGAUGCCCCGACGCGAUGGAAGGAAGCAGUGUGAUUCAGAUGAUAGGUGAGGAGUACGAAAAUACCCAUCAAACGUUGCUUGUAGCGGUUGCAGACCGCGAGGCAUGCGAAGAGGGAUGGGUGUUGCUGAUUGCACUUAACCACAAGGGCCAGGCGUUGCACCUUCGUGUCAGAUGCAAAGCUGCCAAUGUCUCACUGCAGGUGUACUCUUUCAGGAUGGGAGGCGACCCGUUGGAUAUCACGGAAAGCGAGGAGAAUGUAGUAGACUACCUGGAUGCCAAUCGAUCAGGCGAUGGAUGGGAUGAAGAUUGA